AAACAGCCAUUCGUGGAGAGAAAGGGCCAGCCCAGCCUUGUUCUGCCUACAUUUUGUACUGGCCUUUAUUUCCCCCUCCUCUUAAGCAAUGCAGAAUGAGUGAUCAAAAGGAGGAAAGUAUGGCUACCUUAACUGAAGGAGGGAAACCUGGUGAAUAUUUACAGAUCAAAACAACAGGUUCACAGGACACCCAGCCCUCUCCUCUCGCCCUGCUCGCAGCCACUUGCAGCAAGAUCGGAUCCCCGGGCCCGCCUGAGAGCCCGGUCGCCUGCAACGCUCUCCCCGCCGCCGGACAAGUGCUGCUGGAGCCGAGCUCGGGGGCGGUGCAGCCUCAGCAGCUGGAGCUGGUCACCGCUCAGCUCUCCGGAAACGGUUGGCAGAUCAUCGCUUCGGGGCCGGCGGCGGCGUCGGCGGCGAAAGAUAGCGUUGUCACCCACCAAGUCUCCACCGGCACCACCACCAUCGGCACCGGCACCGGCAGCGGCUCGACCAACGGCAACGUUGCAAGCGCGCAAGAUGGCAGAGGGUCGCCCAUCGACAUCAAACCAAUCGUGCUGCCGGUGCAGAGCGUCCCGAACCCGUCCAUGGUGGUCAACGCCGCCACCAACACCACCGCCACCGCGGCGGCGGCCGUCAGCGGCAACGUGCAGUAUCAGCUCAUCCCGCAGAUCCACACGGUGGACGGUCAGCAGUUUCACAUCAGCGCCGCCAACCUGCAGCAGGACUCGCAGGGGCAGCUCCACAUCAUCCCGGCGGGGAGCGGCAGCCCCGGGAGCACUGCUGCAAACGCACCGACGUUAACCUUGGCCCAGGGGCCGCCGCCGCCGCCGCCGGGAUCCUCCCCACAGCCCAUCCAGCUCAGGCCCGGCCUGUCCAUCCCGCUGCAGCUGCAGGGAGUCGGCCUCCCCGGGGCCCAGGCCCAGGUGGUGGCCGCUCUGCCCAUCAACCUCGGAGGCGGUUUUGUGCAGCCUGCGGACGGCGGGGCCGCCAACGGGAAUCCGCUGCUUUCCGCCCCCCUCUCCGCCGCCUCCCUGAGCAGCGCACCGGCCUCCCCCGCCCCCGCCUCCCCCGCCCUCUCCGGCAGCGCCGAGGCCGGUCCGCCCGCCUUCACCGCCGCCUCCAGCCCCGACCCGGCCCGAGAGGAGACCGCGGCGGCCCCGGCCGGUCUGGUGCACUCCAACGGCCUGCAAACCGCGCAGGGCCCGGGGCCGCCUCCGCAGCUGCACGUUCAGUCUCCGCAGCUGCAGCAGCAGAUCGUUCAGACGGUGCCCCAGCGCGCUCUGCAGGCCCUCCAGGCCGCUGCCGUGCAAGGGCAGGCGGGGCACCAGCAGAGCCCCACUCAGGUGAUCAUCAGGGCCCCGAGCCUGACCCCCUCCGGGCAGAUAAACUGGCAAACCAUCCAAGUGCAGAACAUCCAGAACCUCUCCAACCUGCAGGUCCAGAGUGCCCAACAGCUGACCGUGACCCCCGUGUCCUCCAGUAACUCUGGUGGGGCUGCAACCAUUGCCCAAAUCACUCCCGUGACCGUCACCGGCGGUGCCAUCAACUUAACCGCAGCCCAACUCGCGUCAUUGCCAAACCUCCAGACGGUCAACAUUGGCAGCUUGAGUUCAGGCGGAGUCCAGGUCCAGGGGAUACCGGUGGCCAUUGCCAAUCUCGCAGGUCAACAGAGCCAGGAUGGAGGAGACACCAAAUGGCAUUUAAAAGUACAACCUGCAUCUGUAACUCCAGUUACAGUAGCUGUUGGAAACAUUGCAAAUGCAACGCUAGGCACAGUUAGCCCUAACAAUAUCACCCAGGUACAGCUGCAGACAACUAGUGACCAAGACACGCAGCCUGGCAAAAGGCUUAGAAGGGUUGCCUGCUCAUGCCCCAACUGCAAAGAUGGGGAAGGAAGAGCCCCCAGUGAACCAGGGAAGAAGAAGCAGCACAUUUGCCACAUUGAGGGCUGUGGAAAAGUCUAUGGGAAAACCUCCCAUUUAAGAGCACAUCUUCGCUGGCACACUGGUGAGAGGCCAUUUGUGUGCAACUGGCUGUUCUGUGGCAAGCGUUUCACACGGAGUGAUGAAUUGCAGAGGCAUAGGAGAACUCACACAGGUGAAAAAAAGUUUUCUUGUCCAGAGUGCUCCAAGCGGUUUAUGCGAAGUGAUCACCUAUCAAAGCAUGUUAAAACCCACCAGAACAAGAAGGUUGCUGCUGUCAUCCAGAGCGUGGUUGGGAGCCCUUCCCCGGGUAUGGAGUCAUCUGUGGCAGAGGUUCUCGUCUCUCCCAGAAUAGUGGCCAUAACCACAACCUCACAGGAGUCCAGUCCGGCAAUGCCAGCUAUGGAAAACACCAUUGAUGAGUACUGAGGGUUUUAAACAUGUGAAGUGGUCCAGCAUCAGCACUUACUGAUUUGUAUCUCUUCAAAGAAAUAGAAAAGAUGUUGUUGAAAAAUUUAGGAGAGAGUUAAAAAAAAUCAUUUCCAAGAAUCCAUUUGAUAAAUCCAUUGGGAAGCUUGGAUUCCUAAGCAUUUAACUGGACAAAACGGCAUUCUACAAGGUAGCUGUUCAGUUUUUAAACUCUGUUAACGAUCAUCACUUUGCUGAGUAAAUGAUUGUACAUUAAAUGAUUUGCAGUGAUUUACCACUGUUUACUUGAAGGGUAAUUGAUAGGAAAAAAAAUGGUUCUAAACGCAUUGCUUCUUUUGACAAUACUCAAGACUGUCAAUCCAAUUUUUUUAUUUUAAGGAAUUUUGUUUUAUUGCACUCUUAAUUAACAAGAAUAUAUUAAUUAUGAGGAUAUCUUUAGUUUUUUUUAAAUAGCGUUUUUGUGAAUGGAUCCCAGUAACUUGCUUUCUGCCACAACCUUGGGUAGAGCUUGUGUGAUUUUUGUAGAAACGUUGUGCACUGUUCUAAGGGGCUCCAAUAAUCUGUUUCUCAACUCCUUCAACACCUUUCCACCCCCACUGGAUGACAAUCAAUCUUUCGGAGAAUUAUAAUCGCCUGAAUCGUAUCCUUUUCAAUAAGACUUAAAAAUUUAGAAAAGAAUUGCAAUCUAAACAAAGAGAACUGGUUUCAGAUACAUGGCAGCAAUACUGCGAAAAAACUCAAAUGUGUUCUGUUUUGAUUCAGCUUCUGUGCAAAGAGCAUAGUUUUAUUCCAUGUUCUAUGCAGAUGUGGAAUAUGUUUCUUUAACAUUUACUCACGAUGAGCUUUUGUUCCCUGCUUCAGUUUAAUUAUUCAAGCGUCUUUCUUGGAUCAUUUAGAUAACAACGCAGAGGGAACGUUUGUAUUGCAGGGUGUGUUCAGAAAGCCUCAUCUAUUUCUUCGUAGAUGAGAUUAUUUGUUUUGAAAACUUUUGAGAAGUCAAGCAAGUUCACAAAAGAUUUUUUUUAAAAUGAACAUGGUGCAAAAUUCUUGUACUUAAAUGUCUCGAAUUAUUUUUCAUCCAAACGUAGGUCGAUGUUUUAGACAGGCUUGUCGAUUUGUUCAAAAUAAUCUAUCCACAAACCAGUGAGAAUAGAGGAUUUGUUUUGUUCAGCUUUUCUUCACUUUUUUGUGUGUAUACGUAAGUGUUUUUGUUUGUUCUUCCCUUGUUUUUAAUAAAUUGUACGUUCACAGUGUGUUUGCUUUUCACCUUGAUGGAUCUUCUCUUGGAGAUAAGAUCGGCGCUGAUUUGAUGAAAUAUCCCAAUUGAAAGCUUUGUUUCAAUGCUCAUUCCUUUUUUGUAUAAAUAUGUUUAUACCACUGAUUUACUUGUGUACUUUGUCAGUCUUAAUUCUUGGUAAAGCUAUAUAAAAUGAUGAUAUAUGUAUAGUUCUAUGAAUGGUCAGUGUUGCCAUUUGUAAAUCUUGCCGUUUUUUUCAGUGAGUUAAGUGUCUGUUGCAAGUAGGACAUUGCUGUAGAUUACAGUUCUGAAAUUUGCAUCUCGAGUUAUUAUUUAUCACAAGUGUUAUUUACUAGCUUAUCUUAUGCAAGGCCAGGAACGAAUGAGAUAUAUUUGUAGGUGCAAGUAAACUUGUCCUUUUGGAAGCAGCAAAAUAAAAACAUUUAUAUAUCUAGAUAUAUAUAUAGAUUUUCAACAAUUUGGUGAUGUAACCACUGCAUUGUAACCUAUAGUUUUGUUUCUGGUCUUGCAGGGUACGUUUGCUUUAACUUAUGUCCGCUUCCAUUUGUGGUUAUAAUCAUGCAUGAAAUGAUUAAAAAUAAAUAAUUUCCCAUAGAAGUGAAUUCUAAGUAACUUACAGAUGUUUAAGAAUUAAAAAAACAUAGUUAAUAUGUGUACAAAUAUUAAGAGGGAAUAUUGUUGAUGUUUAGGGAAAAAAAUUGGUUUUGAAUAUCAGACUUUCUACAACAAAAUUAUUAAACUGAAUAUUUUGUUACAAUAAUUCACUUGUAAAUCUUUUUUUAAAAUGUGUUUUCCUGGCAUCAUAAACUUUUAAUAAUGGAUUCUGCCAGAAUGGCCUUAAAGGCUUGAUUUGUUCACAUUUUUAUAAAGCAAAUUUGUAUAAAAGAGUGCAUUUUGUGGAAAAAAAAUUAAUGUUUUUCACCUGCAACAGAAAACUGAAUUUGUCCAUUAAAAUAUCCUUUAAGUUGAAA
Molecule: messenger RNA, 4580 nt
Organism: Callorhinchus milii (elephant shark)
Lineage: Eukaryota; Metazoa; Chordata; Chondrichthyes; Chimaeriformes; Callorhinchidae
Gene: sp4
Product: sp4 transcription factor
Exons: 7
Coding region: 96-2351 (751 amino acids)
Biological process (GO): regulation of transcription by RNA polymerase II
Molecular function (GO): DNA-binding transcription factor activity, RNA polymerase II-specific; RNA polymerase II cis-regulatory region sequence-specific DNA binding
Source: RefSeq, a predicted model, not a curated record